AUGUUCGGCGGUCCACCCCCUCCACCAUCUCCCGAAGAGCUCAGGAAGCAGGAGCAAGCAGCGGCGCAAACACUCUACGGCAUGGUCAGCAUGUGCAUUUUGCUGUAUUUCUCUCCUUUCGCCGUGGAUGCCGUCAAGAAGCUCGUAUAG
Molecule: messenger RNA, 150 nt
Organism: Zasmidium cellare ATCC 36951
Lineage: Eukaryota; Fungi; Ascomycota; Dothideomycetes; Mycosphaerellales; Mycosphaerellaceae
Exons: 3
Coding region: 1-150 (49 amino acids)
Source: RefSeq, a predicted model, not a curated record